AUGAAGCAUAUGAAUGCCACUCUUCCUCAUACUCUCCCUGAGGAUUUGAUCACAGAAAUUCUGAUGAUGUUGCCUGUGAGAUCGAUAUUGCGUUUUAAAUGCAUGUGUAAGUCAUGGUUUUCUCUUAUUUCUCAUCCAGAAUUCGCUCGAUCCCACUUUGCCCUAGCUGCAACAACCACCACCAGACUUUUUCUGUCAGCCAACUAUCAUCAAGUUGAAUGCACAGAUAUAGAGGCAUCACUUCAUGAUGAUAAUUCUGCCAAAGUAGUCUUUAACUUUCCUCUUCCGUCACCCCAAGACAAAUAUUAUAAUUGCGUGAUAGAUAUCGUGGGUUCAUGUAGAGGAUUUAUACUCUUGUUAACCAGUGGUGCCUUUGAUUUCAUCAUAUGGAAUCCUUCAACGGGUCUCCGGAAAGGAGUUAGCUAUGUGAUGGAUGAUCAUGUAUAUAAUUUCUAUGUUGAUCGAUGUGGCUUUGGAUAUGACUCAUCAACUGAUGACUACGUGAUAGUGAAUUUAAGAAUUGAAGGGUGGUGCACAGAGGUCCAUUGUUUCUCCUUGAGAACCAAUUCAUGGAGUCGCAUUUUGUGUACUGCUCUAUAUUAUCCUCAUUAUUGUGGACAUGGAGUGUUCUUUAAUGGAGCUCUUCAUUGGUUUGUUAGACCCUGUGAUGGUCGUCCUCAAGCUGUGAUUAUUUCAUUUGAUGUGACGGAAAGGGGAUUAUUUGAAAUUCCACUGCCACUUAAUUUCGCCGUUGAAGAUGAAAUAUAUGUCAAAGAUGAAAUAUAUAAUUUGAGGGUCAUGGAAGGAUGUCUGUGUCUCUGUGUUGUUAAAAUGGGUUGUGGAACUACAAUUUGGAUGAUGAAAGAAUAUCAAGUGCAGUCAUCGUGGAUCAAGUUAAUUGUUCUAAUUUAUAAUCAGUGUCAUCCUUUUCUCCCUGUCUUUUACCCAAUAUGUUUAACCAAAAACGAUGAGUUUUUGGGAUCAAAUCAUAAGACAUUAGUGAAACUUAAUAAGAAAGGUGAUUUGCUUGAGUAUCACGCACGUUGCCACAACAUGGGCAGUACUAUUUUAGUACGCUGUGGUGUGUACAGAGAGAGUUUGCUAUCACUCCCUGAGUAA
Messenger RNA from Glycine soja, 1119 nucleotides. RefSeq names its product F-box/kelch-repeat protein At3g23880-like. The record is from RefSeq and is a predicted model, not a curated record. Gene Ontology annotation, molecular function: protein binding. Lineage: Eukaryota; Viridiplantae; Streptophyta; Magnoliopsida; Fabales; Fabaceae. The coding region runs from base 1 to 1119 and encodes 372 amino acids. The transcript has a single exon.